Messenger RNA from Aspergillus wentii DTO 134E9, 560 nucleotides. RefSeq lists its product as uncharacterized. The record is from RefSeq and is a predicted model, not a curated record. NCBI's taxonomy places the organism in Eukaryota, Fungi, Ascomycota, Eurotiomycetes, Eurotiales, Aspergillaceae. Bases 257 to 442 code for a protein of 61 amino acids. The transcript has a single exon.
UUCUCUUAGUUUUAUCGACUACUUUCAGUUGCCUUAAGAAGCUAUAUAUCUUUUAGCGAAAUAAUUUAAACUCCAUGGUUUGAUUUGCUUUAUCCCAGCUCAGUCAAUUGAUAAAAUCCACGAACCUUUGAAACCUGUUCAGAUUUCAGUUUGAUGUCCAAGAUCCCCACCAAGUCGCUCGGACCAGGAGUGAUUUUCACUGGGGUUAGGGGGUAUCUGUUAGGUCCAUCGAUGAUGAUACUACACAAACAGAAAAAUGAAGACAAUAAAAGAAAAGCAAGAAUAUUUCCCAGCCAGGCUUAAUUAUUCAACGACUAUCUAUGUUCGAAGUCACUAUAAGGUACUGGAUAUGGACGAUUCCAUUGGCUGCUGCAGUAUGCCAACAUCCUCGGACGCAUGGAAGAUAACAGCUUUCUACGAUGUUGCAACGUUAGGAGGAUAGGGAUAACUAGUUAUUUAUCUUUCGAUGACACAGAGUUUGGAUAUUGCAUGGUAAUAAUAACUUAGAAUAAAGUACCUAAUAUGGAUGUCCAUAAUAAUAGUUAAUAAUAAAUACCCCG